Messenger RNA from Cryptosporidium ubiquitum, 987 nucleotides. RefSeq names its product asparagine synthetase A like protein. The transcript has a single exon. Gene Ontology annotation, cellular component: cytoplasm; cytosol. The record is from RefSeq and is a predicted model, not a curated record. Gene Ontology annotation, molecular function: aspartate-ammonia ligase activity. The coding region runs from base 1 to 987 and encodes 328 amino acids. NCBI's taxonomy places the organism in Eukaryota, Apicomplexa, Conoidasida, Eucoccidiorida, Cryptosporidiidae.
AUGGAAACUCUUAAAACUCAAAACAAAUUUAAAACAACAUUAGCAGAUAUAGAAUUUUUAAAGAUAACAUUUCAACAACUAUUGAAAGAGUCAUUAGAUUUAAUCCGUAUAUCAGCACCAUUAUUUCUUGAAAAAUCAUCAGGUUUAAAUGACGAUUUAUCCGGUAUAGAAGAAAAAGUAUCAUUCGAAUUUAACAAUAAAACAUUAGAAGUAGUUCAAUCAUUAGCAAAAUGGAAAAGGUUUGCAUUAAAAAAAUAUGGCAUUAAUGGUUUAUAUGCAGAUAUGAACGCAAUACGUAAAUCGGAAAAAUUAGAUCAUUUACAUUCAAUAUAUGUAGAUCAAUGGGAUUGGGAAAAAGUUAUUGAUUUAAGCCAGGGUAGAACGAAAGACAAUAUAUUGGAUGAAAUGGCAAAAAUUAUUCAUAAUAAUGUGUGCAAUUUAGAAAGAUUAUAUUGGAAUAUGAAAAAAGAAAAAGAAAAUAUAAAUAUUCCAAAUGAAAAUGAAUUAAUUAAAAAAGAACUAUUUAUAAUAUCAUCAGAAGAAUUAUUAAAUAUCUAUCCAAAAUUAUCAAGCAAUGAUAGAGAAAGAGAAAUAUGUAAAAAAUAUGGAUCAGUGUUUAUUAAACAAAUAGGUAAGAAAUUAAGUAAUAAUACAAUUCACGAUUUACGUGCACCAGAUUACGAUGAUUGGGAGUAUAAUGGCGAUUUAUUAUAUUGGAGUAAUAGCAUAAAUGGUCCAAUGGAAUUAAGUUCAAUGGGUGUACGUGUAAAUAAAGAAUCAUUAAUAAAACAAUUAAAUAUAUGUAAUUGUGAUAAUAGAUUAGAAUUACCAUAUUGUAAGAUGAUAUUAAAUAAUGAAUUACCACAAACAAUAGGUGGCGGAAUAGGUCAAAGUCGGCUUUGUAUGCUAAUAUUAAGGAAAGAACAUAUAUCACAAGUGCAAUGUAGUUAUUGGGAUGAUGAAAACACAAUGGAAGGCACAUUAUGA